This is a messenger RNA of Sorghum bicolor (sorghum), 831 nucleotides long. RefSeq names its product ethylene-responsive transcription factor LEP. The coding region runs from base 1 to 831 and encodes 276 amino acids. Gene Ontology annotation, molecular function: DNA binding; DNA-binding transcription factor activity. Gene Ontology annotation, biological process: regulation of DNA-templated transcription. The transcript has a single exon. Lineage: Eukaryota; Viridiplantae; Streptophyta; Magnoliopsida; Poales; Poaceae. The record is from RefSeq and is a predicted model, not a curated record.
AUGGACUUCUCCUACUUCUUCUCGUCGUCGUCUUCGUCGGAGAAGAAGUCCUCGACGAAGCGCCGGCAGCAGCAGCAGCAGCAUCAACAGGACAACAAUGGCAACGAGACAAGAUACCUCGGGGUGAGGCGGCGGCCAUGGGGCCGGUACGCCGCAGAGAUCCGGGACCCGGCCACCAAGGAGCGGCACUGGCUCGGCACGUUCGACACCGCGGAGGAGGCCGCCAUCGCCUACGACCGCGCCGCCCGCAACAUCCGCGGCGCCAACGCCCGCACCAACUUCGCCUACCCCGACCUGCCGCCGGGCUCCUCCGUCACCCCGUACCUCUCCCCGGACCUCUCCGCCGACCAGCUCCAGCACUACUAUUACGCCGCCGCCGACCCCGUAGCACCCGCCGCCGCUCAUCAGCUGGCAACAACACCGGACUGCGAUCAUCAUCAGUCCGCACAUGGCGGCGGCGCCGGCGGCAACGAUCCGGUCUAUCAUCAGUACCACCACGUGCCGGUGGAGACGACGAUGCCGUCCUACGGCGGCGCUGCUGACGCGUCGUUCAUGGCCUACGGCGGGAACGCUGAGAUGGGCAUGUACUGCUUCGAAGGCGCCAACAACGGCGCCGCUGGCGGCGGUGACGACAGGGCGUGGUGCGACGCGUCGGAGCUGCAGUUCGGUGGUCACAACGACGACACGGCGGCGGCGGCGGCGGCCAACGCGUCGCACGGAAUGUACUUCGAGGAAGGGUACUUGCACAGCCCAAUGUUUUCGCCGAUGCCGGCCGCCGACGAGGUCGUCGACGGGUUCCAGCUCGGCGGGUCGUCUUCGUAUUACUACUGA